GCACCUGCGCUAGUUUGCAGCAGCAGCUCUGCGCAGCAACAAGAGGUCACUACUCUCCUCAAAGCAGACCACUUUGUUCGUGUGGGAGUCCAGAGCAGCGGCGUCUCCCUCCCACAUCCUCACCGAGCUUCCACGCACAUUCUCCGGGCACCACUGGACUCGACAUGCCGCUGAAAAAGACCGUGGCCAUGGAGAGGAGGAUAGAUUUGGCGUCGUUGUUUUGCAUGAUUGCGCGCCAUGGACCCGCGGUGCUGCUGACGCUGGUGGGGAUUGGAUGCGUGGUGGCUGGUUUCGUAAUCUUCAAGAACAUGAGAGAGAAGCGGCGGAGGAGGAGAGCAAGCGAGGCCGACCGUCGUGACACCAACGCGGGGUAUGGAGACGCAGCGGUGGGCCUGGGGGAGAAGGAAGAGCCGCGCGUGGAGGGAAUACGGAGGGGGUCAACAGAUGCUAGUGAUGAGAGCUCCCCGGAUGAUGUCAAGGAGCAUGGUUAUUUGUCACAAGUGAGACAGCGCAGGACUGCCUCAGAGCGAAAAUCUUACAAACACAAGGAACCAGGCAGAGACACUGCAAUCGAGAAAGCACAACACACAUUCUUCUGGGAGUGGAAUUCUCACAGAACGCAAAGCUAUGCUGAAGAGGCUGUGCAGAAAUUGGAGAAAGGCAACACGCAUAAGUCAGCAGAGGAUGCGACACAGGAGGUCCAUGGAACGAGGGAAACGCAGCUGAAUGAUCUUGGCUGUGAGGAAGAGAAGAUGCCUGAAGCCGACUCCAGCGAAGACAUCACCACGACUAACGAAGACGUGUCUGAGGAGGAAUUCAGACAAGAGGAGACUGUUCUGUUCACUUUUAACAGCCAAACGUGUUCCUACCCAACCCCCAAUUUGAGUGUUAAUGACAGCAAAGAAAACACAAAGGAAACCAACUCUAAGCAUCUGGAAUCUGCGCUUGAGAAUGCUCCUGUUUUGAUGACGGAACAAAUUUCUUCAGCUCUUUACAAAGAAGAUAAAGAUAACAUUGUUGACCAGGCAAAUGGUACAAACGAUCAAUCCAGAGGUAUGAAUAAUGAGAGACAAGCAGACAAAUGUUGUGAUGAUGAAGGUAUUUCUACACCUUCACCAGUUGAGGUAAAGGAGGGACUGUUACUUGCUCCUAGCCAAAAGGGUGAACCGUCUAAGUUUGAUCAGACUCGAGAUGAUGUCAUUGUAAAACCUUCAAAUAGCACAAAUUUCGCUCUAAACGGUCAACAGAGUGAUACAUCAUUGUCUCCAAUAUCAAAUGCACAAAUUGAUCAGAUGAUUGCUCUUGAAGGCAACAGCCACUCUGAAGUCCAAAUUGAUAAGGAUUUUAGCACCAGCCAAAAAGACAACAAGAAAGAGUUUCCAGAUACAGUUCCAAGUGAAAGAAUAGAUGCGUCAUUAGUUGACACCAUUCCCCAGUCCCUUGAUGUCAGCGUAAAAGAAGAUUCAAGUUUAGUCAAUCAGGAAACGUCUAAAAUGGUUGAAACUGAAACUGUGAUUUUGUCAGAAAAUAAAAGUUUGCAAGAUCAGCAGCAUCGAGAAAUUGCGCCCCGAGUUCUGGAUGGAAAUCAACCUUACACUGACAUUUUAAGUGACCAAAAAGAUACGACCGGAGAGCAGCAGAUUCAACCCAUUUGCAAAGAAACCGAUGUUGAUCAAAGAGAAGUUCAAAGUUCAAGUGUUAAUUCCAACGAGGUAGAAUGUUUAGUACAGUCUCAACCUUCUCCAAAUCAGUUAACGGAGGUAUUCGAUAAAGAAACGAGUUUGUCCGGUCUCCCUGCUGAUGUCAAAACAGAAAUCCAAAGUGUAACGGACACAACUGAACCAUCUAUUGAUCUGAAAGGGCAUGGGUUGACUGAAAUUUUGGAUACUGAAACUACAAUUAUGGAUUCUGGAUUGAACAAUGAAAGUAAACCAGCUGGCCAGAGUGCAAGUACUGAUACAAAUGAAAUAUCAACUGCAAUGAUUAGCAAUAAGGUUGAAUGCAUUGUGGAGCAAAUAGUGGCUGAUGCCAUUAAGGAAGUCAGGCAGACGUCUUUAGAACAUAGACCUGCACAAUUGGAAGAAAAAUCACUGGAACAACCUUCUCAAGUUCAAAAGGCUCAACACAGUGUUAGUAUUAAUAAUGAAAACGUGGCCAGUAAUGCACCUGAGAAAGAUUCAUAUAAAGUGUUCAAGGAAGAAAGUAAAGAAGUUGUGUUCUGUUCAAAUAUGGCUGCUCAAAUAACAGAAGAAGUGGUGAACACAGUAUGUAGCUUAGAGUUGAGCAAAAAAGAUAUUGUAACUAGCAACGCUUCUGACAGUUUUUCACAAAUAUAUCAUGAUAAUAACGAUAUGCCAACAGUUAAGACAGCGCUCCAAGAGAUUAGACACGUUGAAGAAGAAAGAGUAGACCAGCAAACUCUUGAAAGUGUAGAAAAUGAAGUCUCAAAACCUCUUGGAGAAACAAAUGUGAUCCAACAAGCUGUCAUAGAAGUUAAUUCUGUUAAAAUAGAAGAGAAUGUAUCUUUAGAACAAUUAGGUGUGCAACCACUGCCAGACAAUAAAAUUAUUGAUCGUGACAAUUUAGCCAAAGAGCCAAAGGCAAAAGCUGUUGAACGAGAUAAUAAUGGAGAGGUUGAUUGUUCCAACAUGGCAACUCAAAUGCAAGUGGAAAAAGUAAAUACAGUUGCUUCUGUAGAAGUAAACGAUCUUACAAAUGUGGAAGGUGAGGUUCUGACAGAGAUCAAAAUGGAAACUGUUGAAAACUUAGAAAAAAUUCAGCAGAAGGUUCCAAAAAUGGUCGCAGACAUCAACAGUGAACUAUCCAAGAGUGUUUGUGAGGUUGAAAACGUAUUGCCAGCAAAGGAGGAAAAUCAGCCAGGGAUUACACCAGUUAUUGAAAAGGAAAUCUUAGUACAUAGUGACCAGAAAGAUUUGAGAAUUCCUACAGACCCUAAUAAUCAGGUUUCGAAUUUGACUGAAAAGAAUGGCUGUAAAGUGGUUAUAAUAUGCAGGACUUUGGAGGGCAGCACUUCAGCUGUUGAAAUGUCCGAUGAUGAGGACGUUGAUAGCGAAACCUCUCAUAUCAGGUCAAAAUCUACAGAAUUUUCUACAUGUCAAGAUCACUUGGAAGACAAAAUGACUCCGGCUAAUGAAGAAGCUACUGUUGGCAUAGUGGCUAAUGCGCUAAUCGAAGAAACAACCAGUCAAGAUGCUAGCAAGAACUCUGAUUUGACUGCUGCCCUAGAUUUUUCUCAAGCCAGUGCUAUUAAGCCAACAGAGCAAAUCAAGCUGAAAGAUGAUGCCGUGUCAUCGCCUAGUUUGGAAAGUGGGAUAUCUAGCAUGGCAGUUAGCCCUGAGAUGGAAGAGGGUAGCAAAGAAAUUGGUCAAAUUGUUGAAUUUGAACCCAUGCUGUCAUCCCAAGGUACAACUUGCACUGUGUUUCAUGCUGAAGAAAAGGUUUCACAUAAUCUUUUUACAAGUGAUGGAGUCGCCACGGUUACCAAGGAAGAUGUGGCUACCAUGGUAAUUGGAGAUCUAACCUCAAGUCCUAUCCUGCUGUCUGAACCUGAAGAUAUAAGUAAUGAAUCGUUAGUGAUCAAUGAGGAUUCGUUUGGAAGUGAAAUUGAAGAUAGUUAUCAGAAAGAGAUGGAAGCGAUCAUGAUGCAAGUUGUGAAGAGUUUUAGUGAUGACAUGACAAAAGAAGUUGCUAAAAACGUGGAGGUGAAGAAAGAACAAGCAUGUGCUGCCAGCAAGGAAGAAGGAGAGAAACUCGACUCAGAAAAAACGGAAAUCAGUAUUAUGGAAGCUACUAUGGAUCAUAAUGAAUGGAUUAUUGAUGGUAGCUAUCAAGUGCUUCCAUGGAUGAAUCUGACUAGUUCUAGAGACGCAAGCUCUUCCAAGGAGGGAGUGGAAUUGGUUGAAAGCAAAUCAUCAGCUCAAACAUCAACUACAGAGGAUGGGGCAGAAAAUGCCAAAAAGGUUUUAGCGGUCCAACCCAUGCCACAGAAUGUCAAUGUCACCUUCCGUGUGCACUACCUUCCUCUAUCACCCUAUCAGACAGUGGCAGUGACUGGAGACCAGCAAGAACUAGGGGCUUGGAAGAGCGUGGUCCCCCUAGAGAAAACUAAGGAUGGAUACUGGAGCUGCGUGGUUGGCCUACCUGCAGAGAGCCAUGUGGAGUGGAAGUUCGUAGUGUUGGAUAAAGGAGAGGUUUGCCGCUGGGAGGAAUGCGGUAAUCGACUGCUCUACACAGGCUACGGAGAUGACCUGCUGGUGCACAAGUGGUGGGGGUUCCUGUAGGACAAAUUCACUUCAAGGCGUCUCUUUUGUCUUGCAUGAUUCUAAUAUAACAUUCAGUGUGUAUAUCUAACAGAAGGCUGUUAAUAGGUCAUUUUGCACAAGUGUAAUAUGUCAUGUAUAAAUAUGGAUUAGUGACCUGUUAAGCUUUCUCCUGGAAUUUCAAUGAAACCAAUUUUGUAGGUCAACUUUUGAACGUGAAAUGAUUGUACAGCAGAGAGAGACUGACAUUAACAAAUUUAGUUUUGACUAUAUACAGUGUAAUUAUGCAAACUGAAUGCAAAGUGUUAUUCAGCCUCUGCUGCUUGAUCCUCAAUAUACCAGUGUGUGAAUGCACAUAGUUCACUUUUAUACAGCAAUAAACCCAGCAAUAACCGCCCAUAUACUUUUUACGAUCUAAGUAAUUUAUCAGGUAAUUGUGUGUUUGUUUACCACUCAACUGUGAUGCUGUACGCUGCUUAUCUCAUGGGAUUGUGCAUGAGAAAUAUGCCCAUGUUGUGUUAUUAUAAUGGUGCCUUCCACUACAGUAAUAUACAAAAUGUGAAAAAGUAUUAUACAGCUUUGCCAGUAAUAUUUUUAACAUCUCCGUCCUCAUUGUACUGAAUGUCUUAUUUUUGUUAAUAUGUAAAGUUAUAUAUCUGGAUUAUGCAAAUUUUAAGAAUCAUUUUGAAUGUUAUGAAUGUGAGAUUAACUAAUAAAUCAGUUUUACAAGCUUA
Molecule: messenger RNA, 5014 nt
Organism: Periophthalmus magnuspinnatus
Lineage: Eukaryota; Metazoa; Chordata; Actinopteri; Gobiiformes; Gobiidae
Gene: stbd1
Product: starch binding domain 1
Exons: 4
Coding region: 165-4301 (1378 amino acids)
Cellular component (GO): membrane
Molecular function (GO): starch binding
Source: RefSeq, a predicted model, not a curated record